AGAAGCCUUACGUCUGCAGCCUGUGUGACUUUGUCAGCACGGAGUCAUCUGCCUUCCUGUCCCAUCUACGUCUCCAGCACACCAGUGACGGCCGACCUAUUCCCAACCCCAGCUCCAGCUCUGAGAGAGGCACCCCCAGUAGCGUCCCUAAGCUGAAGAGGGCUCUCCUCCACGGGCUUGCUCAAUCCUCUGCCCCCCACCCUUACCUCUCUGCCCGGCCGUCGAGAGACAAAUGCACCGCAGAGAGCAGUUCACCUGCUGACUCUCACCGUGUUGCUCCUCUGGACCUGUGCGUGAGAGCCGAGGGCCACAGGGGCCCGGCCUCCUCAGCCCUUCAGCAGAAGGGCCUGCCCAGUCAUAAGUGCUCCUACUGCUCCCACUCCACCCACUACCUGGAGGUGUUGUGGAUGCACCAGACUGUCGCCCAUCGCAUCAACAGCAGCGCCCUGGCCCCCAAAUGGGCCCUCCUGAAGAAUGGCUUCAAGGGCCCCCGAGAGGGCUCGUCCUCAAGGAGACGCACGGGCCCUCCUCCCGCUCUGGAUGGGAGGGAGUGUCCCCCGUUGCCCCCUGUGGUGCGCACCCCACGCACACGCCCCCCAUCGUUGAAUGGGGGCCAGAAGAAAGACAGCAGGGACAGGGCAGCCAGUCAACCCAGCACCUCUUCCUCCUCCUCCACACAAGGGUCCUCCUCCUCUGCCUCAGGCCCCCAGAGUGUGCGGCCUCCCAGGGUAGGCAGCUGCAGACAGAGAGGCGAGGCUGUGCCGGAUCAGGGCCAGCGCUCUCGCUCCAACUCUAGGCCCAGAGUGGAGAUCUACCCACGGGGAGGCUGCUCGACCGGCUCCCUGGAGAAGAGCACUGCAGCCAGGGCUCCCCAGCGACCCUCAGCCCCUAGCCCCAGUGUCGGAGGAACCACCAGGCUGGUGGAAAGGUACAUGUUGCCUCAGGAAGGCCUGGGAUUCAUGCUGUCCAGCAAACACGGCCUUGCAGAGUACAGCAGAGCCAGGAGCUCGCCUCAGCCCCAGCCCAAGCCCAGGAGCUCCCAGUCCCACAGCCAGUCUCACCCACAGUCCCAGGGCAGACCCAGGGCUGAGCGCCCAGCCCACAACACCACCACGGCAGGCCAGGGCUAUGGAGCCUCCCACUCCCAGACACAUGGGAGCGCCGUCCAGGUAUCCUCCACCUC
Salvelinus sp. IW2-2015 is the source of this 1183-nucleotide messenger RNA. Its product is annotated as zinc finger protein 516. Lineage: Eukaryota; Metazoa; Chordata; Actinopteri; Salmoniformes; Salmonidae. Gene Ontology annotation, cellular component: nucleus. Gene Ontology annotation, molecular function: DNA-binding transcription factor activity, RNA polymerase II-specific; RNA polymerase II cis-regulatory region sequence-specific DNA binding. The record is from RefSeq and is a predicted model, not a curated record. Gene Ontology annotation, biological process: regulation of DNA-templated transcription.